Molecule: messenger RNA, 309 nt
Organism: Durusdinium trenchii
Lineage: Eukaryota; Dinophyceae; Suessiales; Symbiodiniaceae
Source: the annotation of a GenBank genome assembly
AUGCAUGGCUUGGUGGGAGAGUGCUGUGCCGCGUUGCUGCAAGCAUCUGCAAGCGCUGUACAUGUCCAGGUCCAAAUCAACAACGAGACCAAGAUGGUUUUCUCGCAGCAGACCAUUCUCGAGUCCUCCAUCAAAGACUUCGCGAUGCGCAUCCCCUUCAACUGCCGCGCCGGCAUUUGUGGCGCCUGCGAGGCACUGCACCAAGGCAAGCGCGUCAAGACCUGUUACACUCCGGUCAAGGAUGGGAUGCGAAUAGUCACUCUGGACCACGAAAUGAACAUGCUGCGGCAAGGCACCGCCGAUGAAUGA